AAUUAGGUCAUGAUAUCAGAGUUCAAGAAUUAGGUCUUGAUGUCAAAGUUCAAUAAUUAGGUCAUAAUGUCAGAGGUCAGGACCUGGGAUACACCUCAUUCUGAUGAUUUCACAGCUGAUAAUGAAUCCACUGAAAACAAACCAACAUUCAUGAUUUCUGACCCUGAGAAUGACGAAGAAGAACAUCAACAGCAGUUAAUAUUGAAGAGGGAAAAGGUAGAUUUUGCAUCCCAUUCAAAUAUUCAAAGAGAUGCUGAAAGGUUAAAGGACUGUAGUUCUAAUGGAAACCAAACAGAGAAUCUAGAAAGACACAGCAAUACAGAUAGGGAAAAGUGGACGUUUUCAUUCAAUUUACACAUUCAAAGUGAUGCUGAAAAGUUAAACAGCUAUACUGCCAUUGAAAAUCAGACAAAGGAUUUAGAAAGAAACACCAUUACAUAUGCAAACAAAGCAACUCAUGAAUGUAACAUUGGUGGGAAUGGUAAAGUAUUUAGCCAAUCCGCUGCUAUUUUGCAGAAUCACGUGAUGACACAUUCAGGUAAUAAAUGUUUUAAAUGUGAUGUUUGUGGAGUGGUAUUCAAACAAUCAAGUAGCUUACACACACACAAGAUGACACAUACGGGAUAUAAUCCUUUGAAAUGUGAUGUGUGUGGAAAAACAUUCAACUGGUUAAGAAGCUUACACAGACACAAAAGGACACACACUGGUGAUAAACCUUUUAAAUGUGAUGUAUGUGGAAAGGCAUUCUACCAAUCAUGUGACUUGGACAAACACAUUAGAAUACAUACUGGUGAUAAACCUUAUAAAUGUGAUGUUUAUGGAAUGGUAUUCAACCAGUCAAGUAGCUUACAUAAACACAAGAGCACACAUAAUGGUGAUAAACCUUUUAAAUGUGAUGUAUGUGGAAAGGCAUUCAACCAAUCAGGUGACUUACACAAACACGAGAGGAUACAUACUGGGGAUAAACCCUUUAAAUGUGAUGUUUGUGGAAUGGUUUUUAACCAGACAAGUAGCUUACAUAAACAUAAGAGAAUACAUACAAGUGAUAGACCUUAUAAAUGUGAUGUGUGUGGAAAGGCAUUUAAAGAAUCGGGUACCCUAGUGAAACACAUAAAAAUACAUACAGGUGAUAAACCUUAUAACUGUGAUGUGUGUGGGAAGGCGUUCAGCCAGUCGGCUCACUUAAAAACACACUUGAGGACACAUACAGGUGACUAUAAACACAAAGACAAAACUUUUAAAUGUGAUUAUUGUGCUAAAGCAUUCAGCGUAGCAGGUUCUUUACAGAAACACAUAAGGAUACACACAGGUGAGAAACCUUAUAAAUGUGAUGUCUGUGGAAAGGCAUUCAACCAAUCCAGUAACUUACAGACACACAUGCUGACACACACAUGUGAUAAACCUUUCAAGUGUGAUGUAUGUGUUAAGGCAUUCUACAAUUCAGCUUCCUUACAGAGACAUUUAAAGAUACAUACAGGUGAGAAACCUUAUAAAUGUGACGUGUGUGGAAAGGCAUUUAACCAAUCAGCUACCGUACAGAGACACAUGCUGAUACAUACAGGUGAGAAGCCUUAUAUAUGUGAUGUGUGUGAAAAGACAUUCAAAUAUUUAACAGGCUUAAAAAGACAUUUGAGAACACAUACUGGUGAGAAACCUUAUCAAUGUGAUUUCUGUCAAAGAACAUUUAGAGAGAAAUGGGAUUUAAAUACACAUCUGAGGAUACAUACAGGUGAUAAACCUUUUAAAUGUGAUGUGUGUGGAAAGACAUUCAACCGAUUAUUUAGCUUAAAGUUACACAUACGAACACAUACAGGUGAAAAACCAAAGAAUUGUGAUAUCUUGAUGUCAGAGAACAAGAUGUCAUCAACAUCUCAUUCCAGAAGUCAAGAGUCUGAAAUGGAAGAGGAACCUACUGAAAAGAAGCAAACUUUUGGGAAUACUGACCUUGUAAAUGAGGGAGAAGAUCAGCAGAAGGAAAUGUUGAAGGUGCAGAAAACAGCAUUUUCAUCCAGUGUGUAUAUUGAAUGCGAUGCUCUGAAGUUACCCAGCAAAAGGGCUUAUGCCAAUCAAACAAAGAAUGGAGAAAGGCACAUCAGUAUGCAAAGUGCAAACUGUGAAAAAUCAGAUCUGAAUAGACACAUGAGGAUACAUACAGGUGAUAAAGCUAACAGAUGUGAUGUGUGCGGGAUGUUUUUCUGUGACCCAGGAGUUUUUAAGUUACACGUUAGGACACAUGCAGGUGAUAAACCUUACAAAUGUGACAUUUGUGGGAAAGCAUUCAGGCGUAUUUGUAACUUAGAGAGACAUCAGAGAAUACAUACAGGUGAGAAACCUUAUAAAUGUGAUGUGUGUGGCAAGGUAUUUGCUGGAUCAAGUACCUUACAAAGACAUGUUUGGACACACACAGAUAAUAAGCGUUAUAAAUGUGAUGUGUGUGGAAAGGGGUUCCACCAGUCAGGUGCCUUACAGAGACACAUUAGGACACACACAGGUGUUAAACCUUAUGAAUGUGAUGCGUGUGGGAAGGCAUUCACCUCUUCCGCCUCUUUACGGAGUCACAUUAGUAUACAUACGGGUGAUAAGCCUUAUAAGUGUGAUGUAUGUGAGAAAACGUUCAACAAACCAGGUAUCUUAAAGAAACACAUGUGGACACAUACAGGUGAUAAGCCCUUUAUAUGUGAUGUGUGUGGACAGGCAUUAGGUAACUUACAGGGACAUAUUAAACAACAUACAUGUCAUAAGCCUUAUUAUUGUGGAAUGUGUGGGAUGGAAUUUAAGGUAUCAGCAGGUUUAAAGAGACACCUGAGGACACAUACAGGUGAGAAACCUUAUCAAUGUGAUGUAUGCGGGAAGGCAUUCUCGCAAUCUGGUACCUUACACUAUCACAUGAAGACACAUACAGGUGACAAACCUUUUAAUGGCAAUGUGUGUGAGAAGGCUUUUACCUAUUCAGAACAUUUACAGAUACAUAUGAUGACUCAUAGACAAGAUAAAAGUCAUAAAUGUGAUGUGUGUUGGAAGGCAUUCAACAAAUCAUUAGCCUUACAUAGACACAAGAGGAUACAUAUGGGUGUUAAACCUUAUAAAUGUGAUGUGUGCGGGAAGGCAUUCAUUGAGUCAGGUGCGUUGAAGAAACAUAUAAAGAUUCAUACAGGGGAUAAACCUUAUACCUGUGAUGUUUGUGGAAUGUCACUCAGCAGAUCAGAUUCCUUACUGAGACACAUGAAGACACACAUGGAUGAUAAACUAUAAAAUUAUGGGGUUUAAAGCAAAUUGUACAGUCGGACAGUUGACAUGAAGAGACCUGAAGAUGCAUGUCGGUGAAACUCCCUGUCAAGAUAAAGCCUAUGAAAGACAGAGAAAUUAAAUAUACAGAUAAGAAAAUAUAAUGAUAUUGUAGGGAAACCUUCUGUGUGCAACAGUGGAAGGUUUUUCAAUCGAGCUUAACAUUUACAGAAAUAUUGAUGCUGAUAAAGAUCCCACAGAAUGUGAUUGUUUUUGAAAAAGAGUUCAGGAACAUAGAGAAUUUUUUUAAAAAAGUGAUGUGUGUGGAAAUGUAAGACAUGUGUAAGAAGUUAUUCAAAAGGUGUACAGAAACAUGAAUAAAUGCAAAGGAGAAACCUCAAUUGCAUGGUUUAUGUGAAAAGUAAUUAUUGAAAAGACACCAUUGAAAGACAAAAACUGAAUAGAAAUGUAUAAAAAUACAUUCAGAAGAAAGACCUCAUGUGUAUAUUUUAUAGAAAAACAGUGUCAAAUGUAAAAUAAAUGUGGUGUGUGUGAAAAAGUUAUUCAAAGGGUGUAGAAAGACACAAAAAUACAGGAAAACUUUCUUACAUGUGGCUAAUGUGGAAAACU
Saccostrea echinata is the source of this 3855-nucleotide messenger RNA. RefSeq names its product zinc finger protein 721-like. The record is from RefSeq and is a predicted model, not a curated record. NCBI's taxonomy places the organism in Eukaryota, Metazoa, Mollusca, Bivalvia, Ostreida, Ostreidae. Gene Ontology annotation, molecular function: RNA polymerase II cis-regulatory region sequence-specific DNA binding; DNA-binding transcription activator activity, RNA polymerase II-specific. The transcript has 8 exons. Gene Ontology annotation, cellular component: nucleus. Gene Ontology annotation, biological process: regulation of transcription by RNA polymerase II. Bases 67 to 3252 code for a protein of 1061 amino acids.